CAGACCUCCGAGGAGAGACUAUAAAAACCUGAAAGUCAACACCAGGAACAAGCAAAGAGAGGGAAAACUUGAACUUACAAAUUUCAGGCACUUUUCAACAACGACUACAGAAAGAUGCUGGGUUGCAGGUGGGUCCUUGUGCACUGUCUGCUAGCGGCUACACUUCUUCACUGGAUCUCAGGCAGGUCACAGCUGGCGGAGGGGGCACCGGAGUUUAUGGAUUCCUCGAUGGUCCGGGACACGGGCUCCAGCUCCAUGUCUGGUGAGGAGAAGGUAGCGAGUGACCUGACCGCCAAGCUGCUUCUCCUGGACAAGCUUGUGAGCCUGGGGAACGAUGUCAUGGAGACCAAGCGGAAGAGGAGCUUCCCUGGCUUCGGCACACCGCUGGACAGGCUGUCCCUGAGCACCAUGGAAAUGAAGGGCAAACAAAGAAAAGUAGUUGACCUUCCCAAAAGACGCUUUGGUGUGCCGAUAGACCGGCUCGGAAUGAACCGCAUGGCCAACGGCAGGGGCUAACACUGAGAGGUGGGAUGUCCCUGAAAUAAAGCUGCAUGGACGGACCGUCUUGUCUUUUUCUUUGAUUAUCUACUGACUUGUCUAUGUGUAUCACCCCUAACCCACUGCCGCUCCAGACGUGACGUAGCAUGCAUGCGGGUCCUUUCAAUGCUGCUCUGGUCGCCUUGUCUCACCUUAGACAGUAACCAGUUUAGCAGUAGGAGGGCCAGCCACUUGAUGCCCACUUCUGGAUCAGCAUGCUGUACAUAUGAUUAUCACACUGCACUGUCCAGCCUAUCACCACACUUGCAUGAACACGUACGAACCCCCCCCCCCCCCCCCCCCUUUGAUAUUUUUAAACUCUGGCUCUGGCGGAAAAAAAAAAAAAAAAAAAAACACAUUAUCAGCAAAAAUAAAAAAUGAAAUGAUACCCACGUCAUCACAUGGAAUAUGACACAGACCUGCUGGAAACGCUAUCAGCUGCACCACAAUACGCUGCUCGAUGCGAGGAAGGGCUCGCUAAGGAAGGUAACGUCUUGGGUUUGCAAGUGUAACGCACGCUGACGGGACUGACCCCUGUUCUGCAGGCUCCUCCUGCACAGCGUGCUUUAGCACUGGACUCGUAUAGAACUAGGCAAGCCUGAGUCUUGGAUUAUUCAAAUUUUCUUUUUGCUUUUCAUUUAAAAACUAAAAGCAAGCUUUGAAUAACCUUCCACUGGAACCUUGUUUAUAUUGAUUAAAUGAUAUGAAGUGAAGGUGAAUACGUGCACUAUGUGCUUUAACAACCUUCAUUGGAAUAUUUAUUUUGAAUGAAAGUGUAGUGUUUCGCUGGUUUGUAUUCAAUCAGAACACGCAGUGUUACCGUAUUCCCUUUCUAUUGAAGAUUAUUCCAUCAAUCUUUUCAAAGGCACGGUAUACAGUAGGUGGGUUUUAGAUAAAAAGGCUUCACAAUGUAUUUUGAUUAAUUGAAUAGCGCCAUGGAUAGAACUGAGAUCAUAAAGCACUGCUGUAUGUUUCGAUUGAAUCCAAUGAGUAUGAUCAUCCCUUUCCUUGACUUUGCAGCACAGUGCCCAGCAUUUGAAUGUAAAACACAGUUAAAUAUUAAGUACUGAGCCCAGCACCUUUUUCCAGCUCUUUUAAAAGCCAGGUCUUGAAAAACAAUGCCAUAUUGAUGGUGGCUUUUGUACCAUGUUUUUUCUUUAAUAACUAUUAAAUGUACAGAUGGUCAUUUCAUUGGGGGGAUGGAAAGCACCAUGAAAUACAGAAUUAUCCAUCAAAAUAAAUAAAGUGCGUAAUUGUUGGCGA
Acipenser ruthenus (sterlet) is the source of this 1800-nucleotide messenger RNA. Its product is annotated as osteocrin-like. NCBI's taxonomy places the organism in Eukaryota, Metazoa, Chordata, Actinopteri, Acipenseriformes, Acipenseridae. The transcript is spliced from 5 exons. Gene Ontology annotation, molecular function: signaling receptor binding. Gene Ontology annotation, biological process: hormone-mediated signaling pathway. The record is from RefSeq and is a predicted model, not a curated record. Bases 115 to 516 code for a protein of 133 amino acids.